GUUCGCAUCUUUAGAAACGCUCCUAAUUCGCAUCUCGAUUAUCCGACUUUAAAUGGAAUGAUGAAGAAAUUUUUAGUUUUAGCGUUAAUUUUUGUAAUUAAUCGUGUUGAUGGUUUUGGUGCGGAUCCGAAAAAAAUUGAUAACACUAUUAGAAGUUUGCAUGGCGAAACUGUUGAGCUAGUCGACAUGUGGUCUAACGAAAUAGGCGAGAAACUCACUGAAUUAAGCAUGACAAUGACUAGACCAGACAGAGUUAAAGAGAGUUUUAGACAUUUGCACAAGCACCUUUACAAAAUAGAUGGGAGUUUGAUGGUAGAAGACAUUGCCAGAGACAUUACAAGUUUCAUGCAACUGAAAGUGGAAGCAGUACAAAGAAUAGCAGAAUACGCAGAAUUUUUGUCCUAUCAUCGAAUAGAUGAUGCAGAGUACAAAAACGAGACGCGAUAUAAAUAUUUUUACUUUGACACGGAUAAUUUGCAAUACACUGACGAGAACAUUGCAAGAUCAAUGGAAAUUUCAGAGGAUGUGUUUACUUUGGAAUGCCAUUGGUGGUGUACCCAAAAACACUUACCAGCCCUAAGUGAUAAUAUUUUUACUCCAGAUAAGCUUAAGGAAUUAUUUCAUAAACGCGAAACUUACGAAAAUGAAGAAAUGUCUUGUGACUGUGAUAAUCUCAAGGAUGCCUUGCGCACAAACGAUAGCUAUUUGGAAUUGCCUUUGGCAGACGAUCCACAUUUUAAUGUAAAAGUUAAUUUUAAUACGAGCGUGGUUAAAGUUGCUACUAAUAUAUGGGAGAGAGAUAUGUCUGUUCUGGAAGGCAUCCGCUGGUCUGAACCAUUGGAUCUGGUUUUUAAGAAAAAUCUUAUAAACGAUUCUGAGCUCACUUGGCAAUAUUUUGCCAGCCCUAAUGGGUUUAUGAGGCAUUAUCCCGCUGUAAAAUGGUCCCACGAACAGUAUGACCAAACUUAUGACUUCAGAACCAGAUCCUGGUACACUGAAGCGAUGACAUCCCCAAAGGAUAUCAUUAUCUUAAUAGACAGAUCUGGUUCCAUGAAAGGAAUGAAAAAGAAACUCACGCACCACAUUGUUAACGAUAUACUUGACACACUAAACGAUAACGAUUUUGUUAAUAUUUACACUUUUAACAACGUUACGUCACCGCUGGUUGAUUGUUUCAACGACACCCUUGUUCAGGCUAACGAAGAAAACUUGAGACUGUUUCGGGAAUAUUUGCCUGUAUAUGAUAUAGAAUAUGCUGCCAAUAUAACUGCCGGACUCGAAAAAGCUUUUCAAAUAUUGUACUUUUUUAGGCAAAAAAAGCUCAGUGCCAAUUGUAAUCAGGCUAUAAUGCUUAUAACAGAAGGAUUGGAUUAUCCGUAUAGCUUAGAAUUGUUUAAUGACACUAAUAGGUCCAAGGAUUUUCCAGUCAGGAUUUUCACUUAUUCCUUAAGUAAUGAAAAAGAGGAUGAAAAGCAUUUGGAGUUUAUUGCUUGUACAAAUAUGGGUUAUUACGUAAAUAUCACUCAGCAAGGUGACAUAAGGGAAAAAAUCUUGCAAUAUCUCAGAGUAAUGUCACGCCCUAUUAACUACAACUAUCAAAGACAAGAAAGGCAAUCUCCCAUAUGGAGUUACUUAUAUGUUGACUUGGCUGACCGUAGAUUGUCCAAUUGGUUGUGGACGAAAGAUGAAGGAAUUAGGCAAAGAGACGUUUUUCUUGACCACGUGAAACGUAGAAUCGAGAGGUUACAGCAAAAAUACACCAGUUUGAAUCAUAUGCUCCUCCAAGAGCACCACGAAUAUGAAGACUAUGAAAUAAAUAAAGUGUAUGAUUAUAUGACUACUGUCUCUUUACCGGUAUAUGGCAGAAGGCAGAAUGAGUAUAACUUGACUGGUGUAGCCGGUAUUGACGUGCCGAUAAAACUAUUUAGAGCAAGAAUUCCUCAUGAUAAAAUUGGAGUAAAUGGUUAUGCCUUUAUAAUAACUAAUAAUGGAUAUAUUUUAAUGCAUCCGGAGCAUAUCACUGAGUUUGAGUAUAUUUUAAAACCGACAUUCAACCGGGUGGAUAUUCUGGAAACGGAAAUACUGGACGACAAUAAUGAACCGAGAAUAUUUGGAGACGAUAUUGUUAGUCUAAGAGACCACAUGCUGAAGAAAACUGAGAAGAAGGUUACCUUAAAAAUGAAAUAUACGUUAGAUGAUAUGAAAAGAAUAAUCCGAACCACUCGUCAUUAUUAUUUUACGGAAAUUGGCCCUUUUACUCUAUGUAUCGUUCUACCUGAUGUUUAUGGGCACGUAAAAGUGAAUAGGUCGGCCACAAAAGCAUCCCAAAAGGAUCUGGAAACUGAUUAUAUAGUGGAACCUAAGGAUUGGACUAUUCAUCCUGAUUGGAUUUAUUGCAAGAAGUGUAAGAACAAAAAAGAGCCUCUGGACAAAUUAGCGCAUGCGUAUUACAAUGAAAAACUUCGGACACCGCUCUACGAUGAUCUUCUUCAUGACUUAGAAAAAACUGCAUGGUUCGAUGAUACUUCUGAUAUCAGUCAAAGCUUAAUAAGUAAAUACUUGGUACAUCAAGUGUUCCUUUCUACCAGCUCUGGUUUGACUAGAUGGAAAACAUUCAAUAAUGGAAUGUUCCAAAGUCCCAAUGGCCAACCUGAGUUUGCGAGCAACCGAUCAAUCGAUGAAGACUGGUAUCAAAGGGCUGUAGAGGAAAAUUUAAAAAAUGAAGAUAUGUUCAUAUAUUCAGUUCCGUUUGAGAUAUCUGUAUAUGAAAAUAAUACAAUGAUAAGAGGAACGAGAGCGAUCUUUGUUGAAAGGGACAAUAUGAAGUUUCCUGUGGCAGUUGUUGGUUUAGAGUUUAAUCAUCAAGCUAUGUACAGGUUGUACAACCAAAUUACUACUAAAUCAAUGGGGAAAAACAAGAUCACUUGUGAAUCGGAUUACUUGAAUUGCUUCAUAUUGGAUAAUAAUGCAUACAUAUUACUUAGUGACGAAAUUGAAUAUACUGGUCGGUUCAUUGGUGCUAUACGUCCAGAUAUUAUGUAUUAUUUGGUCAAGGAGAAGGUAUUUGAGCCAACACGAAUGUUUGAUUACCAAGCGACUUGCCAGUUUGAGCCACCAGAAGCUCCAGAUCCAACAGAUAUGAGAUGCUUUGUCAAUAAAACCGCUGAAAAGUUUCGAUCUGGUUCUCCAAGACAUCCCAAUUUCUAUAAACUGAUAUUGCAAAAUAUUCUUAAGCUAGUUAGAUGGCUAAUGAAUCUUAUAUAUCUAAGCUAUGAUUACGCUUUAUCACUAUCACCUGAUCAAAUAGUCAAAGAAGAAACUAUAACAUUUGCAAGACUUAAGGUGAACAAAACCGUACCUACUCCAUGUGAUCGGGAAAUGUGGCUAUUCACACUUAAAGAUCAAUUCAGAUCCACUUUUUAUGAAAAUACUGAAACUAAAUUUGAUUGUAAUUGGCCCUACGUGGUUAAGAAAAUACCGAAAACAAAUUUGUUAUUUCUGGCACUUUUUGUAAAAUGUCCGAUGACCACCUCGAACUCAUACUUGAAUUCACCAGAACCGACCCCGAUUUUAUAUUAUCAAAGGAACAAAACUGUUUCUUUGCCUUGUUAUAUCGCUACUAUGAACAACUAUACUAGGGAGGCUUAUAUGAAAUGCUAUAAAAGGGAUAGAAGGGAAGAUCGACUAAUUACAGCAGAUAAUCGAAGCUACUGCGGACACGUCUGGAACUAAAUGGCUGUCAUCUAAAUAACUCAAUUCUAAUUAGUAUUAUAUUGCUAAAUAUGUAAUUUAUUGAGCGUUAAAUUGGUGCCUUUUAUGAAUAAUUUAUUUGUU
Messenger RNA from Anthonomus grandis grandis, 3834 nucleotides. Its product is annotated as voltage-dependent calcium channel subunit alpha-2/delta-3-like. Gene Ontology annotation, molecular function: voltage-gated calcium channel activity. Gene Ontology annotation, cellular component: voltage-gated calcium channel complex. The transcript has 25 exons. Lineage: Eukaryota; Metazoa; Arthropoda; Insecta; Coleoptera; Curculionidae. Bases 58 to 3732 code for a protein of 1224 amino acids. The record is from RefSeq and is a predicted model, not a curated record.